Botrytis cinerea B05.10 is the source of this 1917-nucleotide messenger RNA. RefSeq names its product Bcaqp7 (gene Bcaqp7). Gene Ontology annotation, cellular component: plasma membrane. Gene Ontology annotation, molecular function: water channel activity. Gene Ontology annotation, biological process: transmembrane transport. The record is from RefSeq and is a predicted model, not a curated record. NCBI's taxonomy places the organism in Eukaryota, Fungi, Ascomycota, Leotiomycetes, Helotiales, Sclerotiniaceae. The transcript is spliced from 3 exons. Bases 258 to 1622 code for a protein of 454 amino acids.
GGGUUAGAGAUCUAUCCAAUUGAAACUAGUUAUGUUGUUGCUUUGUAGUUCAAGAUCUGGAGCUUUUCCUCAGCGGUGCGGGGGUUUCUUUAUUUCAGGUCGACCCCUCGGCUCUCUUUGUACAUUACAUUCCUCUUUCGUUGCUGAUUACAUCUACUUGAAUGAGUAUAAAUACUCAACUGUUAUUCUGAUUUCCAUCCUAUACCCAUCUGCAUUGCCGUUCUUUAUUCAAUUCGUCGUCGAUUCAACUAGCCAUCAUGAAUAUCAACGAGCCUCGAGAUGGCGGUGGUUUCGUACUACCAUUUUUCAACGACAGCAAAAAAUCGCGAAAGUCUCAUGCCGGCAGAGAUUCAUUAAAGUCAAAUCGAGUUCCUUUCACUAAGUGGGUACCAGAUACAGUCAGUUACACAACAAAGCCACUUAAAAACGCUCAUAGAUGGCUUCACUUACAUAACAAGACCCGAAAUCAUUUCGUGGCAACAGUGGCAGAAUUCGCGGGAACGACCCUCUUUCUCUUCUUUGCGUUUUCAGGUACCCAAGUAGCUCUAUUAGCAACGCCGGCCAAUGAUUCGAAUGUCGUCGGAACACCAAGCAAUCCAGCUCAACUACUUUAUGUAUCUUUAUGUUUUGGUUUCUCUCUGGCAGUUAAUGCAUGGGUUUUCUUCCGUAUAAGCGGUGGUCUUUUUAACCCUGCGGUCACAAUGGGAAUGUGUAUCGUCGGUGCUCUCCCAUAUUUCCGAGGUCUUCUUUUAAUUUUUGCUCAAAUAAUUGGUGGCAUAGCAGCUGCUGCUAUUGUUUCCGCUCUUUUCCCUGGCCCCAUAACAUUCAGAACUAGUUUAGGAGGCGGCACAUCGAUUGUCCAAGGUCUCUUUAUCGAGAUGUUUCUUACUGCUGAAUUAGUUUUUACGAUAUUCAUGCUCGCAGCUGAGAAACAUAAAGGGACCUUUAUUGCCCCGAUUGGUAUAGGUCUGUCUCUAUUUAUUGCCGAACUUACCGGCGUCUACUUUACUGGCGGAUCCGUCAAUCCAGCCCGUUCCUUCGGCCCUUCAGUCGUCAGCGGUCAAUUCACCGGUUACCACUGGAUCUACUGGGUCGGACCUAUUCUCGGCGCCAUCCUCGCAUCUGCGUUCUACAAAUUCAUUAAGAUGCUUGAAUACGAGACUGCAAAUCCAGGUCAAGACGCAGGACGCGUUGGCGAAGUGAUUGAUCCGGAAGCUCAGGCUAUUAAGAACCGAGUCAGUUUCGCGAGCGAGGGGUUGGUGGGUAGAGAACUUGAUGAAAGUGGUGCAUCUCAUGUUCAUGAAAAUGGGAAUCAUUUUGGGGCGCCAAAAGAAUAUGGGACAAAGAGGAGACCGUUUAGUGAUAGUCCCGCUCCACCUAAUGCGAAUGAUCAGUUUGCGGGGUUGAGUGAAGGGGGCCUGCAUACGGAUGAAUUUGCUAAUGAGAAUAUUGGUGGUGGGCAUAGUGGGGAGGGAGCAAUGCACAGGAAUAAAAGAGAUAGUGAAGGAACCCUUGUGGGAAACGGGAAGAAAGGCGUUCUGAAGGUCGGUGCAGGUGGUACGGGUGGUGCGGCUGUGGGAAGCACGAAUGAGAAUUUGAGAGAUAACACGCAUAAUAAUUGAGGAUUGGUCAGGAGACGUGAGUGCAGAGUGAAAAACCCUAUGAUAAAUGAGGGGGGUUGCAAAGUGAGGCGAGAUGGAAAAUGGUAUGGUACGGCACGAUAGGGAUGGGAUGGAAUUUUGGCUAGUGUUUGAUUUCACAUAUGUUGAGGGUCCCUUCUAGGUGCGCGUUAUAGCGUCGGCAACAUAAUGUGUUGAUUGAUGUCUUACUUUAAUGGUUUGGGUUAGCAUGCAUCUCGUUUAUGAUUAUUAUAAUGAAUCUCUAUUUUUUCUGAAAAUAUUUUUGACGUGAUAUUCA